AUGUUGCGCAGAGACACACAGACGACAGCUAUUAUAACAAAGAUUGAACAGCUUUCCGCUGUGUCUACGUCAACUUUUACUAUUAUCACAAGGUGCUUCAGAAAGUUACCUGUUGUCAAAGAAGGUUCUGCUAUAUAUAUUUUAUAUAAAGCAUAUUUUAUUGAUAAUCGUUUUUAUCAUAUAGCGGAAGAUUAUUACCACGGUGUUGCUGUGUUAACAAAAGAAUCAGCAUUAAAAAGAAUGAGCAAUAACUCACUUCUUACAUUUGUAAAGCUAAUUAUUGGAUUAAACAUUGCUUUGCAAUUAGUAAUUAUAAUUGUUGAACGUUGGGCUUUAAAAAGCAACCAUGGUCGCGGAAAGUUUAUUAUCUUGUUAAAGAGUAAAAGAACAGUAAUGGAUUUCAAGUGUUUACUUUUGUUGUGUCUGUUCGUUGCUGCUGCGCAAUGUUACCACAAAAAAGCUGAUGAUGAGUUGGAUGAGUUCGCUGAUGAUGUAGAGAACGAAGAUGAAAUCGAAUUGCAGGACAAGGAUGACGAAGCUAUGUAUAAACUAAAGCAAGAUCCUGCAUGGGGAAGAAGAAGAAGGAGAAGAAGAUCGUGCAGUCGACGCCGAAGAUACUCCAGUUGCAGUGGUCGACAUAAUGGUUGUGGUUCUGACGCUACAAAGAACGUGCCAGCACCUUACAAAAGCGUUUUUAAACCGGCAUGUAAUAAACAUGAUGUUUGCUACAACUGUGGUAAAUUAAGAGGAUGGACUCAAAAAGAAUGCGAUGAAAGAUUUAGAAAGGAUAUGUUAAAGAUAUGUUCAUGCAAAUACGACAAAUGGUACCAAGCAGCUGGAAAGACACAAUGCCAGGGUUACGCUUAUACCUACUAUGGUAUCGUGCGUGCGGCUGGUAGCAAUUUUUACCUGAAGAAUUCUCAUGAUUACUGUUCGAACGACUGUGUUUUGAGAAGAGGUAGUGCUGAACUAGCCUUGUAAUUUGUUUGUUUUCCUGGAAUACAAUGCUUUUAUUUUUAA
Messenger RNA from Hydractinia symbiolongicarpus, 1020 nucleotides. RefSeq lists its product as uncharacterized. The coding region runs from base 1 to 981 and encodes 326 amino acids. Lineage: Eukaryota; Metazoa; Cnidaria; Hydrozoa; Anthoathecata; Hydractiniidae. Gene Ontology annotation, biological process: arachidonate secretion; phospholipid metabolic process. The transcript is spliced from 6 exons. Gene Ontology annotation, molecular function: A2-type glycerophospholipase activity. The record is from RefSeq and is a predicted model, not a curated record.